This is a messenger RNA of Lycium ferocissimum, 2199 nucleotides long. RefSeq lists its product as uncharacterized. The coding region runs from base 160 to 1701 and encodes 513 amino acids. The record is from RefSeq and is a predicted model, not a curated record. The transcript has 6 exons. Lineage: Eukaryota; Viridiplantae; Streptophyta; Magnoliopsida; Solanales; Solanaceae.
GAAACUUGCACAUAAGCUCGGCCCAUGUUAGGCCCACUUCUAUUUCGGGUCGGUUAAUCUUUUAGAAAAUCCAUAUACAUACAUAUUAUUUUGCCCCAAAAAUUCCAAAAAGUUGGCCUUUCCUUCGCGCACGGCGUCUCCGAUUAAUCAUUAGAUAAAAUGCUGCAGUUAUUUCUAUCUAAACCAUCUUGGAGGGAAAAUGCAACUGAUGAAACAGUCGAGCAGAGAAAAGCUCUUCUGAAUGAGCUAGAAUCAGUCAUCUGGUCAUUGAUGUUGGUGGAAGGGCGAUCUGAAUCUCGCCUUUGGCUUUGCAAUGCAGUCGCAGGGAUCAAGUCUAUAACACCACGUAAUCAACGUGAGUUAUUCAUGACUUUAUUGACGUGUAAGCCUCUAAAGCGGCCCUUAGUUGGACAACUUCUACAAUUGCUUUUCCAGAAGGAACCUCAGAAAGCAGGGCAUAUCAUUGCAAAGAAAUGCUUUUUAUUAGAGAAUUUCUUCAAAGGAAACCAAAACCGUAUUUUGCAGUGGUUCUCUAAUUUUGCUGGUACUGGUUAUGCGGACCAUACAAAGGGGGCUAAGGCACUAUCGCAGUUUGCCUUUGUGAAUAGAGACAUCUGUUGGGAGGAGCUCGAGUGGAGGGGAAAACAUGGACAAUCACCUGCAAUGGUUGCCACAAAGCCUCACUAUUUUCUUGAUCUGGACGUUGAGCGAACAGUGGAGAAUUUUCUUGAGUAUGUUCCUGGAUUUUGGUCAUCUAAGGAAUUUGCCGAGUCAUUAAAAGAUGGCGACAUUCUGACCAUUGAUAAUGAUUUUUUUAUCAAUAUGUUUAUUGACUUGAUGUACAAGGAUGAUUUGAAAGAAGUGUGGGAAAUUAUAGAUGAGUUUCUGAUUGAGCAAUCUUUCUCUUUCUUAUGUCAACACCUUCUCGUCAUUCUUGGGGAACAAGAUCUAAUGGUUUUCUUGGAUUUACUCCAAAGUUAUGCUAAACCAAGGUUGCAAAAGAUGGAUUGUCAUGAUUCUCUUGAUCAGUUGCUGGAGAUCAUCCUUUCCAAGUGGGAUGGCAAUAAUUCUCUUGAUCAGUUGCUUCUCUUGAAUGCAGUGACUACUCAACGUCGGCAACUUAUGCGAUUUAUACGUGAAGAAGGUAGUCAGGAGCAAAAGGAAAAGGUUAAGCAUGUCGUUUUCCAAAUUUGUUCACCAACAAUCCCUAAAGGUAGCUUUGCAACAGUUCUGCGAGAAUGCUUCAGAAGAAAAUCUGUAGAGACUAUAAAAUGGUUGGGACUGCAGUCUUGGGCUUUCUACUAUUAUUUAUCCGAGGAGUUCCAGCAUUCGAAUUCCUGGGAGAGUUUAUUUGUCGGCAAUGACAUAAGCUUUCGCAAAUCCAAGACUUAUCCAAUAUUAGAUCACGACCAGCUUCUGGAAGAAAGCGAGUCUGAGCAGGACAACAGGUCUUCAGCCAGAAAUAAGCGCAAGAAAAGGCAAAAACACAGAAAGAAAAAGAGAAGGGAUCUUGACUUCGAAGAAUUAGACGGAAUUGAAUUUGCCGAUGUUAUUGAGAGUAGACUGGAGUUGCAUCCGACAUCUGGUGACUGGUUGUUAUCUACUGAUGGGUAUUCUACUACUUGGAGCAGUGUAGACCUACCUGAGCAUAUAUCAAAGCAUUGCUUCUUCACGUGGAUGAAGUGGGUUUUUGCUGAAUGAAGAGAUGAUUUUUCACUCUUGGCAUGGGUUUGUUAUGAAACAACAAAAAGAUUUAUGGUCAUCUUAUGCUUUCCGCAUUCACCUUCUAAUGGAAGAAUUUGAAGAUUGCAGGUGAGGCAAAAGUUGCAUGUUGAUUUAUCACUCUGUAUAAGAAGAAUCUGUUAAAUGGCGCUUCUUCAUUGCCUCUUCUCCUGAUUGCAACUCUCUAUUUCCUUAUUGGAUCCUGCCUUGCAAAUCAAGUAUCUACCCGAGCAACUAUUCUUUACUGAUUGUGAAGAUUUCCUUUAUUACCAGUUGCCAGUGCCCAGGAAAUCUUGAAGUUUCUUUUCCAUCUAGUUUAGGUAACAAUAGCAACCGCAACAACCGCAGGGUCUUAUAAACUUGAAAACAAAAAAGUAACUAAGUUGGCCCGACUCCCUUAGGUUGUAUUCAGGGUUGGGCCAAGGCUGUAGCUCAAUUCACCUCUAGAUUUCUAUUGAUCUUGAUUAAUUUGUUCUA